AUGGUUCAACUAGCUCCUCGCUUCGCCGCCCUCCUCACCUUUUGUUUCCUCGCGUCCGCUACUCCUCCAACUCAGUACGUCGCCGCACCUGACGAGCACUCAUCUUUCGCUGACUUGACCUCACAGACGCAGUCCAAUAGCGCUGCUGCUACAGCAACUCCCUCUCAAGGCAUGGGCAAGAGGUACGACGAUGGUCAGUACCACCCGAACCCUUCGUACGAUGACGGCCAGUACCACCCCAACCCCACAUACAACAAUGGUCAGUACACCCCUACCGCAACGGAUACGUCUUCUCCCACCCCUACUCCCAGCCCCACCCAGACGUAUGACGACGGAUUGUACCAUCCCAAUACAUCUUACGAUGAUGGCCAGUACCAUCCCAAUACAGCCUAUGACGAUGGCCAGUACCACAACGCCGCUGUCACUGCCACUCCCACCGCCACGUCUGGAACCACUACUACGGCGGCGGCCGACCCCACUGGAACUGCAAUGCGCACCGUAACCGGCGCCGGCAAACGCUCGGACGAUGGCCAUUACCACCCUGAUUCGAAGUUUGAUGACGAUAGCUACCAUCCCAAUCCCAAGUUCGACGACGGCAAGUAUCACGUCGGUACCACCGGAGGCAAACGUUCAGACGACGGCAUGUACCACCCUGAUUCGAAGUUUGACAACGGUCAAUACCAUCCCGAUCCCAAGUUCGACGACGGCAAGUACCAUGUCGGCACCACUGGAGGCAAACGUUCAGACGACGGCAUGUACCACCCUGAUUCGAAGUUUGACAACGGUCAAUACCAUCCCGAUCCCAAGUUCGAUGACGGCAAGUAUCACGUCGGUACUACCGGAGGCAAACGUGCGGACGACGGCAUGUACCACCCUGAUUCGAAGUUUGACAACGGCAGCUACCAUCCAGAUCCCAAGUUCGACGACGGCAAAUAUCACGUCGGUACUACCAGAGGCAAACGUUCGGACGACGGCAUGUACCACCCUGAUUCGAAGUUGAACGACGGUCAGUACCAUCCCGAUCCCAAGUUCGACGACGGCAAGUACCACCCGGGGAAGCAUAAUGCGAGGAGGGGCUUCACGCAUCAGGACAAGGUGCGCGCGAAUAGGAGAAGGGCUGUGCAAUACUAGGCUUGGGAAGUUGUAGGCGCUAUUUAUUGGACUUUGAUGCAAAUGUCACUCUUUCACAUAAACCUGAAGCUCUCCCAUGUGUGAUUAGGACUAGCGGGAUCAAACAUUUGAAAAUAAUUCAAUGGGCGUAUCCGCGUUGUGAGCCUCUUUCUGACAGCGUACCCAAAUUUAUGUCCAAAUCAGGGAAAACUCCGGGGGAAAUCGGACUGUUUU
This is a messenger RNA of Suillus subaureus, 1344 nucleotides long. RefSeq lists its product as uncharacterized. Lineage: Eukaryota; Fungi; Basidiomycota; Agaricomycetes; Boletales; Suillaceae. The transcript is spliced from 3 exons. The coding region runs from base 1 to 1131 and encodes 376 amino acids. The record is from RefSeq and is a predicted model, not a curated record.